AUGGAAGUUGAGCGUGAGGCGGAGGUGGAAGUCGAGAUGGAGGCUGAGGUGGGUGAGGGUGAGCGUGGAGAUGAUAGCGCCCUUCUGGAGGAGGUGAGCGGGUGCUCGGCGAGGCUGGUGCGCACCCUGGUGGGGGGAUCGGCGCCCUCCGCGUCGGCCUCUCCCUCCGCCGCGCCUCCUUCGACGCCCGUCCCGCCGAGCCCCAGGAUCGAGGACGGCGAGACGGCGUUCACGCAAGCCCUCGUCACCAUCAUCUACGAGUACCUGUCCGUCGGGAAGCCGCAGGCCAUCACCAACUGGCUGGCCGCGCUGCAGGGCGUUCGUCGCAUCUCCGUGCUGAGCCAGCGCGCCGGCCUCCUGCUGUGGCAAGUGAAGCUGAUCUCCCGGGCUGCCCACUUCCUUUACUCCCUCUCCUCCGCCUCUGCCGCCGCCUAUUCGUCAGGUGGGGAGUCCCUGUCGCCGAUGGAAGUCACCUCACCGACCGACAGCAGCUGCAGCGUCGAGCCCAAUCCGCUGGUGUCAGCUGAGCAGGCCCUCUCCCUCAGCAAGCGCCUCGAAAUGCUCACGGACUCGUGGUUGGAAGAAGUGUCGGAAGAGGUGGUCAGGUACCUCCGUGGAGAGAGGGAGAGGCAGUACUCGGCAAAGUGCGCCUUUACUUUGGUGAUGCGAGACCUCCCUCUGCCCUUGUAUCUACUUGGUGCUGAAGACUUAACAGAUCCACUUACAUUACUGGCUGCCCUGCAAAAGGCCAGAGUGCCUUCCGCUGCCAUUCCACCGCUCAUCAGAAUGUUAUUUUCAUCAGCGUAGACUAUUAUUUGAUUUAAUGAGGGCCACCAGCAACAGCAAUAUAGUAUAGAAUUCAUCAUUAUGUCCAACUGUAAAGUUAUAUUACUUCUAAAAUAAUUUCCGUUGUCUCUGCAGCAGUACAAUGCAUUGUCGAAAUUGAUCAAUUUUCAAAUCAACAUUUUUCAGAGGGAAAAUCAGUAAGUUAUAUAUUAUUGUUAUGUAAUGAAGAUACUUCUUUACUUUUUAUAAUUAAAAAUAACUGAUGUAAA
Penaeus vannamei (Pacific white shrimp) is the source of this 1055-nucleotide messenger RNA. The record is from RefSeq and is a predicted model, not a curated record. Lineage: Eukaryota; Metazoa; Arthropoda; Malacostraca; Decapoda; Penaeidae.